AUGCUCCGCCGUUCAUUUUGCCGGUGUGUCCCUGUGACCAACCGCACCGUGCGGGAUCCCCUCUGCGCCUCCGCGAUCGAUCACUGCACGCCCGUCGUGUACUCCGCGCUGCCAAACGGCUGUCGGGUGGCGACGGAGUAUUUCCCCAGCUGCCAGUUCGCCACCGUCGGCGUCUGGAUUGACGCGGGGAGCCGCUUUGAGGGGCCGGAGAACAACGGGGUCGCCCACUUCCUGGAGCACAUGAACUUCAAGGGCACGCAGAAGUACUCCAAGCGGGCGGUGGAGGACCUCUUUGAGCAAAGCGGGGCCCACUUCAACGCCUACACCUCGCGUGACCGCACGGCGUACUACGUGAAGUCCUUCAACGAGGACGUGGAGAGGAUGAUUGACGUGGUGUCGGACCUGCUCAAGAACGGGCGCUACGACCCGCGGGACUUGGAGUUGGAGCGGCCAACGAUUCUGGCCGAGAUGCGGGAGGUGGAGGAGCUCGUGGAUGAGGUGCUCAUGGACAACCUGCACCAGGCGGCGUACGACCCUCAGUCCAGCGGCCUUCCCCUCACCAUACUCGGCCCCGUGGACAACAUCGCAAAGAACAUCAAUCGGGAGAUGAUCAUGGAUUUUGUGCGGGUGCACUACACGGGCCCCCGUAUGUCUUUCGUCUCCUCCGGCGGCAUUCACCCCGAUGAGGCUCACCGACUCGCCGAGAAGUUUUUCGGCGAUCUCCCCACGACCAACAACCGACCACCGCUUCAGGCCCUGUACCGUGGCGGAUCCACGGUGAUGUGGAAUGAGCAGAUGGCAACGGCGAAUACGGCUGUUGCCUACCCUAUCUGUGGCGCCUCGCACCCAGACAGCUACGCGCUGCAGCUAGUACACAACGUUAUCGGGCAGUUCCGUGAGGGGCAGCACGACCAGUUUGCGUACCAGCACCUGAACCCCAAACUUCCCUGGGAGAAGCUGCCAAACAUUGUGCAAAUGCGUCCCUUUUACACACCCUACGAGGAGACCAGCUUGCUUGGCUACCAGCUCAUCACCACGCCCGUGCCCCCCGCCGGCCCGCGUGCCUCCCCUCGGGACGAAAGCCAAGACGUGCUGCUCGACUACCUCAUGCGGACGAUAAAUGAGUUAGCGACCACCGCCGUGGACGCGAACAUACUAGAGGGGGCCAAGAGCGAGUUCAAGGCGUCCGUCAUGAUGAUGCGGGACAGCACGACGAAUAGCGCGGAGGAUUUGGGGCGGCAGAUGAUUCACUUCGGUCACCGCGUGCCGAUGCGAGAGGUGUUUGAGCGCGUGGAUGCGGUGACUCCGGCCGUCUUCCGCGACACCCUGGCGAAGUACACCUGCGCGACCGUCCCUACGGUGUCUUACAUAGGCUGUGCUGCCGCGGCGCCCCGGUUUGACGCCGUCACGCAGAUGCAGCAGAGGACGGGCAGGGCGCUCUGA
Molecule: messenger RNA, 1443 nt
Organism: Trypanosoma conorhini
Lineage: Eukaryota; Euglenozoa; Kinetoplastea; Trypanosomatida; Trypanosomatidae
Product: putative mitochondrial processing peptide beta subunit
Exons: 1
Coding region: 1-1443 (480 amino acids)
Biological process (GO): proteolysis
Cellular component (GO): mitochondrion
Molecular function (GO): metal ion binding; metalloendopeptidase activity
Source: RefSeq, a predicted model, not a curated record